AUGGGUAAUUGCGUAUUCAAAGGCUUCCAUCAUGGAGAUUUCGAAGACACCAAGGUAAGAAUCGUAACAUCAAAUGGAGGCAUCAUGGAACUUUACUCUCCCAUAACGGUUGAAUGCAUAACCAACGAGUUUCCACAUCAUGGAAUUUUCAAAAACAAUUGCAACAUACGCUCUAAACCUCUCAUGAAAAACGAAGAGCUUCAAGGUGGUGAAGUUUACUAUCUUCUCCCGCUCAAACACAUGACAAACAAACAAUUUGGUGAGACAUUCGAAACUUUAACUCCGUAUCGAAUGUCCACGUGUGACAGGAGUAGUAGCAACAACAAUGGUAGCAAUAUGUGGUCGGAACAUGAAGUGUUUCCGAGGUACAAUAGUGGUGGGGUGUGGAAGGUGAAGCUGGUGAUUAGUCCGGAGAAGUUGUCGGAGAUUUUGUCGCAGGAGUCGAGGACGGAGGCGUUGAUUGAGAGUGUAAGGACGGUGGCUAAGUGCGGUAAUGGGGCGGCGCCGUCGUCCGUGGCAUGCUCUGAUCAAUGGAGUGUUUCUAGUAGUUUUAAAGGUUCUAGUUUAUUAGAAAAGUUUAAUUUAGAAUCUUCAAGUUCAAAUUAG
Lathyrus sativus (Indian pea) is the source of this 606-nucleotide messenger RNA. NCBI's taxonomy places the organism in Eukaryota, Viridiplantae, Streptophyta, Magnoliopsida, Fabales, Fabaceae. The record is from the annotation of a GenBank genome assembly.